AGCGCGCCAGCAAGGAGGCGCGGCACCGGCCUGGGGCACCGCGAGGAGCAGGGACGGGGACGUGGCAGCGCCCCGCGCAGCAGAAAGUUCCCUGGGAAGUUCCGCGCGACACGGCGCGGGAGCGGCGGGCGGGACCAUGAACGUGUUCCGAAUCCUCGGGGACCUGAGCCACCUCCUGGCUAUGAUCUUGCUCCUGGUGAAGAUCUGGAGGUCCAAGAGCUGCGCCGGCAUCUCUGGAAAGAGCCAGAUUCUUUUCGCUUUGGUCUUUACCACCAGGUACCUGGAUCUCUUCUCGAACUUCAUCUCCAUCUACAACACAGUGAUGAAGGUGGUUUUCCUCCUCUGUGCCUAUGUCACAGUGUAUAUGAUCUAUUGGAAGUUCCGGAAAACGUUUGACAUUGAAAAUGACACAUUCCGGCUGGAGUUCCUCCUGGUCCCCGUGACUGGCCUUUCCUUUCUGGUGAACUACAGUUACACGCCGAUGGAGGUCCUCUGGACCUUCUCCAUCUAUCUGGAGUCAGUGGCUAUCCUGCCACAGCUCUUCAUGAUCAGCAAGACCGGAGAGGCUGAGACCAUCACCACUCACUACCUGUUCUUCCUGGGGCUCUAUCGGCUCCUCUAUCUGGCCAACUGGAUCAGGCGGUACCAGACAGAGAACUUCUAUGACCAGAUCUCAGUAGUGUCUGGAGUUGUUCAAACCAUCUUUUACUGUGACUUCUUCUACUUGUAUGUGACCAAAGUCCUUAAAGGAAAGAAAUUAAGCCUCCCAGUGCCAGUUUGAAGAGAAGGGCAACCCUACGGCAGCUAAAGCAAACCAUCUGAUCAUUGCUUCAUGACUUCAAGCCAAGACUUGGGACUUCAUGUUAGAGUGACUGAUUGGUGUGAAUUUGAGCAAAACACCAUCUCGGCAUAAACGGCAGCAACCCCCUAAUACACCAUGGAUAGAAUGGGAUACCUGGCCCAUCUGCCCAAGCAUGGUGCCCUACGAGUGGCAAGUGAAGAGAAGCAGUAGAUACCUCCAUGAGUGGCUCAACUCCUUGCUUCCUUAGGACUACACAAGACUCGUGCCCAGGGCUGGGAAGAUCCAUUCAGAGAACCUCCCCAGAUCAGUGUGCUGAACUUGAGCCACAUGUCCACCUGCCCUGCAAGCUGUAAGCAGUCCAAAUAACUAGCUCUGCCAGUGCUUAGGACUUAUCUCAUUUGUUAGCUGAGGUGGACACCAUGGCCACUGUGUAAAUCCAUUCUGUGCUAAGAACCACCAAUGUAGCCUUCCCCUCCCAGCCUGAGGUGCUAAAUAGAAUGCCUAGUACACUCACCCUGCUUAAUGUUUUCGCUGCUUGGAGGAAAACAUUUAAGAGUACACUUAAACUCUUUUUAAGUUUUAAUGUAAUAAAAAGUUCACACCUUUA
Mus caroli (Ryukyu mouse) is the source of this 1409-nucleotide messenger RNA. It is a transcript of the gene Kdelr3, whose product is annotated as KDEL endoplasmic reticulum protein retention receptor 3. The record is from RefSeq and is a predicted model, not a curated record. Gene Ontology annotation, molecular function: ER lumen protein retrieval receptor activity. NCBI's taxonomy places the organism in Eukaryota, Metazoa, Chordata, Mammalia, Rodentia, Muridae. Gene Ontology annotation, cellular component: membrane. Gene Ontology annotation, biological process: protein retention in ER lumen.